Pyrus x bretschneideri (Chinese white pear) is the source of this 2407-nucleotide messenger RNA. Its product is annotated as nodulation receptor kinase-like. Gene Ontology annotation, molecular function: protein kinase activity; ATP binding. NCBI's taxonomy places the organism in Eukaryota, Viridiplantae, Streptophyta, Magnoliopsida, Rosales, Rosaceae. The coding region runs from base 105 to 2300 and encodes 731 amino acids. The transcript has 14 exons. The record is from RefSeq and is a predicted model, not a curated record. Gene Ontology annotation, biological process: protein phosphorylation.
UAUGAGCAAAUGUGAGUUAGGUGUGUUUAUCGGGACAAUAGUUUCUUCUCAUUGCAACCGAGUUCCGCCACCUUUUUCAUAUAACAAUGCAUUGCUAAACCGAAAUGUAUCCAAAUGACACAAGUGACAGGAUAUGGAAGUCAAAUUCAGGUGCCGACCCAGGAAGCGGAACAUAUCACAUAUCACAACCCAACGUCUCCAUUUCCGGCAACGCCACCGCGUCUCCGCCUCUGCAAGUCCUGCAAACAGCUCUAGCGGCUCCAGACAGUUUGCGUUUUCUCCACAAUGGCCUCCCCACAGAAAGUUACCUGUACCUCGUGUUCCUCUACUUCUACGAGGUCGAUCGGGCGGUCCAAACCGGGCAAAGGGUGUUCGAUAUUUUCCUCAACGAUGAGAUGAAAGAAGGGAGAUUUGACGUCUCGGGAAAUGGGUCCAAUUACAAGGAGCUUGCUUUCACUGUCAUGACAAAUGGGUCCCUGAAUUUGACUCUGGUUAAGGUCUCCGGGUCGGAAAAUGGACCCAUUUGCAAUGCUUAUGAGAUCUUGCAGGUGCACCCAUGGCGUCCAGAGACUACUAAAAGCGAUGUGGAAGUGAUUUUGGAGGUGAAGAAUGAGUUGCUGAAGAAUAACCAAGAGAGUGAAGUUUGGGAGGGUUGGGCUGGAGACCCGUGUCUACCAGUUCCAUGGGAUGGUAUUACUUGUGAAUCCAUUGAUGGGUACUGUAUCAUUACUGAACUGGAUCUUUCGUCAGGCAUUCAGAGGGGGUUUGAUCAUAAAAGCUUUCUUAAAGGGCCAGUUCCUUCAAGUAUCACUAAGCUGAGCCACCUAAAAGUCCUGAACCUCAGCCACAAUGACUUUACUGGCAACAUUCCAGCAUUUCUUCCUUCCUCCCUGCUGACCUCAGUGGAUCUGAGCUUCAAUGACCUUUGGGGGUCACUUCCAUUAUCUCUUAUCUCACUGCCACAUUUGGAUAUACUAAAUAUCAGGUGCAACCCUCAUGUUGCAAAAGAUAUUCCCUCCAGUUUCAAUGGCUCAAAACUUACCACAGGCCAAGAAAGUUGCAAUGCUCAAGAAGCUUCUAAACAACGAAUCAUCAUUGGUGCUGCUGCUGCAUCUGGGUCUGUACUACUAACCAUUGUAGUUGGGAUAAUUUUCUGCAUUUGGAGACAAAACUUUCUACCUCAAGGAAAUUUUGAUAUAAAAAGACAUCAUAUGACAAAGAAUUUAAUUUUCUCGUUACCAAGCAUGGACGAUCUGGUUAUGAAGUCAAUAUCCAUAGAGACAUUUACUCUUGAGUACAUAGAGGCUGCUACCCAAAGGUACAAAACCUUGAUAGGUGAAGGAGGUUUUGGGUCUGUUUACCGUGGCACUUUAAUUGAUGGUCAGGAAGUGGCCGUAAAGGUUCGGUCAGCAACAUCAACCCAAGGAACUCGGGAAUUUGAGAAUGAGUUAAAUCUUCUGUCAGCUAUACGCCAUGAGAACCUCGUUCCCCUUCUCGGUUAUUGUUGUGAGAAUGACCAAGAAAUUCUGGUUUAUCCAUUUAUGUCCAACGGCUCUUUACAGGAUCGUCUCUAUGGGGAAGCAGCAAAAAGAAAAAUUCUGGACUGGCCAACCAGACUGUCAAUUACUCUUGGUGCUGCUCGAGGUUUGACGCAUCUUCACAAUUUUGCUGGUCGUUGCAUUAUACAUAGGGAUGUGAAAUCAAGUAAUAUACUUUUGGAUGAUAGCAUGACUGCCAAGGUGGCAGACUUCGGUUUUUCAAAAUACGCUCCUCAAGAAGGUGACAGUUGUGCUUCUCUGGAAGUAAGAGGGACGGCGGGAUACUUGGAUCCGGAGUACUACAUGACCCAUCAUCUAUCAGCAAAAAGUGAUGUUUUUAGCUUUGGUAUCGUUCUGCUUGAAAUUGUAAGCGGUCGGGAACCUCUGAACAUACACAGGCCACGCCCCGAGUGGAGCUUGGUUGAAUGGGCAAAAUCCUAUGUAAGGGAAUCAAAGAUUGAUGAAAUUGUUGACCCGAACAUAAAAGGAGCGUACCAUGCGGAGGCCAUGUGGAGAGUAGUGGAGGUUGCAUUGUCAUGUAUUGAGCCCUUUGCCGCUUCACGGCCAAACAUGAUUGAAGUCGUAAGGGAGCUAGAGGAUGCUCUGAUUAUAGAGAACAAUGCAUCAGAGUACAUGAGAUCCAUAGAGAGCUCGGGAUCCAAUCGCUUUUCUUCCAUGGUGAUGGAGAGAAGGAUUCCGCCACCCACUCCUUCAGAACCUUCAUCUAUUUUGUCACAAAUGGCUCCUCCAGAGCCAAGAUAGUGAAUGGUUUUAUGAGAUUUUCAUCCGUUUGUGAAUGAUUUGUUUUGUUGCUUGGCAUAAGUGAUUAGGGAGAAAAUUAGAGUAAUUUCCAAAUGCUCUUUUUGAAA